AUGGUGAUAAAGCAAGGGCUUUCAUUUACUCUAACUUCGGAUAUAGACUUUAAUUCUGAUGAUGAUGUUUUCAAAGACGAUGUUGUUUAUGAAGAUGAUAAAAUGCAAGAAAAUGAUGUAUCGAAUGCAAAACAUUAUCUUGGAGUUCAGCAAAUUCCGUGUGAUCAGUGUCU
Racocetra fulgida is the source of this 173-nucleotide messenger RNA. Lineage: Eukaryota; Fungi; Glomeromycota; Glomeromycetes; Diversisporales; Gigasporaceae. The record is from the annotation of a GenBank genome assembly.